ACCGUGCCAUCGACGUGCAAGUCGCGCGGCAGCUACCUUGACGGCAAGAGCUGCAAGACGUGCCCCAGCACGAAGAACGGCAAGUCGUUUGCGAUCUUUUGGGAGUCGCAGACCGACGGCUGCCUCGACUUUGUCAAGAGCGAAGCAGCGCAGUACGUCACGCAUGUCUACUGGGGCUUUGCGACCAUCGGCACGGACGGGUCGGUCGACCAGACGUUCCAAGGCAACGACGCGACGCUCAAGGCGUGCAUCGCUGCCAUGAAAAACAAGUGCAUCAAGCAAUAUGCGAGCAUUGGCGGCGCCAGCGUCCGUGCGAAUUUUCUGACGGUCAACACGCCCGCAGCGUACGCCAAGUUUGCCAGCACCGCCGCGUCCUUGGUGCAAAAGUUUGGGUUUGACGGCGUCGACAUUGAUGACGAGAGCGGCAACUUGGGCGCCAAAGGCGACUGGAAGACGAACGCCGGCCCGAACGUCAUUGGGUACCUCAGCGCGCUGCGCAAGGCGCUCAACGGGCUUCCGCUCGCCAGUGGCGAACCGAAGUACAUUGUGACGUGGGACGAGCUCCCGACAGCGUUCGACAAGUCGUGCAGCGAUGCCGGCGGCGACUACAGCCGGUGCUUUGAGCCCAAGAUCCUCCAGUACGUCGACGAAGUCAACAACAUGAUGUACAAUGCCAUGAGUGCAACGAUGGACGCGUGGCUUGCGGCCGUGCCGACGACGUGGGCGACGUCGAUCGGGAAGGACAAGCUUCUCCUUGGCCAGUGCGUCGGAAAGGGCACGGGGUCGGGGAUUUGCGGCGACUAUGGUGACGCGCCAUCCCCCAAGCAGCUUGAAGCCGCGGCGGCCGCCGGCGCAAAUUACAAGGGCGCGAUGCUCUGGACUGGCUCGUACGACUGGGUCAGCGGCAAAGGCGGCGUCAUCAUCUCGAUGGGCAAGGCCGGCAACUACGGCACGGGCCUCAAGUAGGCGCCGAAUUACUCUUUCUCUGUGUUGUCAUCAUGUAAUCCCACGUACUACCGCGAACAACGUGUUUGGUUUUGAACGUUGAUGUAGCUGCCUGCGACGUCGGCGCUACUCCAAACGUUGGCUCGUUGCCGCAGCACGGGCCAAAUUUCCUUGGCCAAGAGUAAUGGUGGAGAUGCAGUAGAGCCUGCUGCAGCAACCGGGAUGGUGGUGCACCUUACAAGCGAGUCCUGACGGAGGUCUCGGCACGUUGCUACGAAAAAGAACGUGGUGGUCCUAGCGCGGUGGUAGAGCUCUUAAUCGCGAGAAAACAAUAAAGCGCUCUAUUCCGUCCUUUGG
Molecule: messenger RNA, 1302 nt
Organism: Saprolegnia diclina VS20
Lineage: Eukaryota; Oomycota; Saprolegniomycetes; Saprolegniales; Saprolegniaceae
Exons: 5
Biological process (GO): carbohydrate metabolic process
Molecular function (GO): chitin binding; hydrolase activity, hydrolyzing O-glycosyl compounds
Source: RefSeq, a predicted model, not a curated record